This is a messenger RNA of Haliotis rubra (blacklip abalone), 2200 nucleotides long. RefSeq lists its product as uncharacterized. The transcript is spliced from 5 exons. Lineage: Eukaryota; Metazoa; Mollusca; Gastropoda; Lepetellida; Haliotidae. The coding region runs from base 55 to 2139 and encodes 694 amino acids. The record is from RefSeq and is a predicted model, not a curated record.
GCUCUGCCAAGUACACAGUGACGCAUUCACUGCACAGAGCCUCUAAUAACAGUCAUGUUCUCCACCGGACUACUGCUAUGGAUGCUCUGCAUCACAAGCUCAGCUGCUGGUUCAGCGAUGUACCUCGGCUAUCAGUUUAAUUUUGCCCUAUUGCCAUUUAUUGAUUCAAGUAAACAAGGGACAACGGCUGUUUUUCUAUAUAUCACACAUACAAGAGAAGGCAGGUGCAACGUGACAGACGUCGACGGGUCAGAGUACGAUAUCCAGCUGCCCGGGAACGACAGUGUGACACAGUUCCACCUUCCGACAAACAGAAUAUUGACCAUGGGUACUGCUGUGGAGGAGCAUCGUGCAGUGGAGCUUAUUUGCACAACGGAAGUCAGUCUCACUGUCAUGCACAGAUUCCUUCCUGGGGGUGUUGCCGAUGCAUUUCCGGUCCUCCCAUUGGCGUCUCUGUCUACCAAGUAUAUCAUACCAUCAGUGCCAAACAACGCUUUGCUCGGAGUGUUGUCUGUCCACAACAACACAAAUGUCACUGUCCAUCUCAACUCCACCUGUUCCUACUCCUUCAGGGGUUACGAUUACGGGCAGGGAAGCAAGUUUAAUAUUGCCCUGCAACAGGGAGAGUUGCUCCAGUUCACUUCUAACGCAAGUAGUACUCUCAAUGUAUGUAACCUGGGACGGACAGUUGUAGAGAGCAGUCAUUCAGUUGCAGUGUUUUCAGGCUCUCCUUUGUUGUGCUAUCCUGGGGAUACAUGUGAUGGAGCUAUGAGUCAAGUUCCCCCAAUAGAAACAUGGGGGACAUCAUUCAUUGUGCCCCUGGUUCCUGGAAUUGAUCAAUACAGCAUUCGAAUUACAGCAGUGUAUAAUGGUACCAAAAUCACCAUUGACACAUUCACAAGUGUUGAGUCUAUCGUCUUGAAUGAAGCGGAGGUUUACGAUAACUACUUCAAUAAAACAUUUGCUGUAUACAUCAGAAGCUCUCAUCCAGUACUUGUGUUACAAAUAGCCGGUACAACUGAUUACCAGGUGUUUACUUCGAUCGUUCGACCAACUGAUGCCUAUGGCACUGACUAUGUAAUACCCGACAUCCAGAGCAGUUCCAAGACGUACACAAGACAGGUCACUAUCAUGACAAGCUCAAAGUGUACAUCACAUAUAAACAUCAAUGAAAACUGGUCAGAUCGGUCAACAGAUUCACAGACAUUCGCCAUAGCCAGCUUCUACCCCACUUCCGGUUCCCUCGCCAUUAAAAGUAAUUCCUCAGUGUGUCCUUUUGGCGUACUUGUCACUGGUACAGCAGACAACGAGAUGUAUGGGUAUUUCAGCGUCCCAGUGUUAGAUAACAGUGGUGUAUCUCUGGAACACUCGGUUAACCUAACUUGCUCUCAAGACAACUGGAUAGUCACCGUGAAUACUCAAGACAUCGCCACUGUAUUCCCGACCUCUGUCAAGAAGAAUAUCUUCAUGUCGAACGCCUUCUGUCCUGGCGUCCUGGAGGGAGAUGUCCUUGUGUUUAAUGUCUCCUACAAGGAUUGCAACACACUUAUCCAAGACAGCAGCAAUACAGUGACAUUCAGCAACUAUCUGAUUGAAUAUGAGAGAGACGCACAGACAAAUCUAGCGACAGGUGCAAAGUGGCGCUACAACUUGGAAUGUGUCUUUCAAAGACACGAAAAAGAUAACUUAACGUUCGUUCCCGUUGACAAGUCCAAGGUCACCGUUCUGGGAACAAGCAAAAUUCAAGGUCAUGAGGCUGACAUAAAGUUUUUCACAAAUGCUGCUUACACAAACGUACUGAAUGUGACUCUGAGUGAGGUUCCUCUUGGGUCACGUGUCUAUGUCCAGGUAGAUACCAGUGUUGCUGCCGAUGUCAAACUGCUGGUGGACAACUGCAACAUCACGACGGACAUCACGAGUGGAAACUCGACAUACGUGGCACUUAUACACAAGAGGUGUGAAGGCCCCAACCAUGUAGCGCACAUCAUUGGAUAUGUUGACAAGUUAACACGUUUCUACUUCGACGUCUUUGAACUGCCCCAUCACCAGGACAUGUACCUCACAUGUGACGUCAGCUUCUGUGCACGCAUUGACUUUUCGCAAGAAUGCCAAAAUGGCUGCAACAGCAUAAAUCCGUAGCAGAGUGAACCAUUCACGUCAAAUAAAAAACAAUAAGAUUAUUUUAGUUUCUGAAAUGCAA